This is a messenger RNA of Hyla sarda, 3201 nucleotides long. It is a transcript of the gene CKAP2L, whose product is annotated as cytoskeleton associated protein 2 like. Gene Ontology annotation, cellular component: cytosol; centrosome; mitotic spindle. NCBI's taxonomy places the organism in Eukaryota, Metazoa, Chordata, Amphibia, Anura, Hylidae. The coding region runs from base 211 to 2496 and encodes 761 amino acids. The transcript has 9 exons. The record is from RefSeq and is a predicted model, not a curated record.
CGCCUCCAUCUAUACACUCGCCAGGAACGCCGCGGCGGAGUUGUUAUUGUCAAUAAAGUUUUGUAGAGAAAAAAAAAAACUUACGAGAAAGUGAUUGGAUGCUUGUGUCUAGAACGCAGAAUCUCAUUGGUCGGUUGGUUUGAACUGCGGCGGUUGUGAAGAGACGGAGAUCACCGGGUGAUAGCUGCGGCUACUAUACUAAUAAAUAUAAUGGAAGCGACCAAGAGACUGACGGCGGGAGAAGAGCGCCGGUUGAAGCUUCUUGAAUACUUGGCAGCAAAAGGGAAGCUGAAACCUCAAAACAACUGCAAACCAUAUCUAAAAGAUUGCACCAAUCUACAAAGUAAGAAGCCACAUGAGUCUUCUAAACAGAUUUGGGAGACAAAGAAAAAUGCUUCUAGUAAAGUGUCACAUUUUGCUUUUGAAGCAAAUAAGAACAAAACCUCAUAUGCCGGAUCUCUUCCACAUAAACCGAGCUUAGGAAAAGUUCCAGCACAGCAGACUGUCGCAGCAAACAGACCUGUGAAUAAAACUUUAUCCAGGAACCCUCAUCCAUCUAAAUGCGGCCUACAAGGAGCAAGACCAGAUUAUGUGGAAAGGACGGUGCAACCCUCUUCUGUUCCCAAGACCCAUGCUAUAAAGCAGGAAAGAAGUGAAGAGGCGGACAUCGCACUAACAGUUAUCUUGACAAAAACACAACAUGGGGAGAAACCUGAAAUCUGUGUGAUGGACAAGACAUCACCUACCAGGAGGAGCCAACAUGCAUCCGGUGUACAGUCUAAGAACAGACAGCAGAGCAUAUCCCAAUAUAAGAAAAUGCCUGUAACCAAAACCAUAACACAGACUACCAAGACAAGUCUCUGUGAUGCUCAGACCCAACCUCCAGCUGGUAAGCCCUUGCCUGUGGACAGCAGUGGACACAUCCGCAUAGUGUCUAGAUUAAGCCUUCCUGGAGUUAAAAGUGCAAAUGAAAGAAGCUUCCUGAUCAAGAAUUUAAGGAAUGAUGGCUCAAAGCAACCAGUAAAGGAGCAGAGGAAGAGUAAAUCUCAAAUGACUUGUCCUACCAGGCACAGCACAGCCGCACCAGGCGCAUCCUCCACUAUCAUGGCACAAAAGAUUAGCACCGGUCCUGUGUCUGCUCCAAAGACAAAACUACGUACUUCAAGGCACAGCACAGCCGCACCAGGCGCAUCCUCCACUAUCAUGGCACAAAAGAUUAGCACCGGUCCUGUGUCUGCUCCAAAGACAAAACUAUGUACUUCAAGGCACAGCACAGCUGCACCAGGCGCAUCCUCCACUGCCAUGACACAUAAGAAAAUUAGCACAGGUGUUGUGUCUGGCCCACAGACAAAACAAUGUAAUUCGGGUUAUUCUUCAAAGCAGAUGUCUAAUAGUCAGAAUACUUAUUCACUGAAUAACCUAACAGCUUCUAGAAAAAGCAUAGGGCCACUUGGAUGUAACAAAGUAGUAGGUAGAUCCAAGGAUGAGUACACUAAACAAAACAGAACUAGAGAGAACAAGCAACAAGGUGUGACUAAAGUAACCACCAGUAAAGCAUCCAAUCUUGCUGCCACGGACACCACUUGCAGACCACAGACUCCCAGCAUGACAGCGGAAGACCGCAGGAAGAAAUUAGAAGAGUGGAUGAAGUCUAAGGGUAAGACUUACAAGAGGCCACCCAUGAUACUGCCACCAAAGAGACCACCCACAGCGAAAAAACAAAACCCCUGUAAUCGCUCUUUGUGGGAGGGCAUUGAGGAAGAGGAGGAGCUUCUGUCUCUGUCCAAUAAGAUCAGCCAGACACUUAGCGAGUGUCUAGAACUCAUCGAGAAGGGAAUUCCAGGAGAGGAUAUUCAUGCUGCAUUGGACAAGGUCCCUGAAGCAAAGAGGUUUGCAAAGUACUGGGUGUGUAAGGCAAGGCUCCUAGAAAGGGAAGGCAUCUAUGAGGUUAUUGACGUCUACAAGCAAGGGGUCCAAAAUGGGGCCACGCCAAUUGAGGAGCUGAGGGAGGUUGUGUUUGACAUAAUGAAGAACACAAACAAGAAGACGAAAGUGGUCACAUUUGGACCUUUGCCAGCUGAGGAGGAGAAGGUGGAGAAUGAGAACAAUGAGGUUAUCCCUUUAACUCCGUUUAGAAGUCGUACAGAAGAGGUGAAGACCCCCGGUACUGGGACUGGCAUAUGUGAUCAAGGUUCUGCUGUGAAGCUUCAGGUCAUAGCUCUUUCCAGCAAGAAGAAGAUUCCUGGAAGUGGCCAAGAAUGGAAGCGCCUCACUCCGGUGCGGAGGUCCGUGCGGAUCCAUCACUCCUCUUCGCAGUACCCAGAGGUGGUACAGGAACAUGAUACUGUGGUGUCCUGUUUGGAAGAGCUCCUGGACCAGGCUGAUACAGAUGCCUACCUGUACAUGAGGAAUGAGGCGCUGCCAGAGGAGGCAGAUCACAGCAUCCUUAGCCUGAAGAAAGAUCCCACGGAGGGUCAACAUGAAGGACCAGAGUGAAGACUGCAGAGCCCUGUCUGGUCUACUAAGCAACAUGUACAUGUCUGUGUUCUCCAGGCUGUCUGUACUCAGGCCAUGUUCAUCAGUCAUUUGGUUGCAGAAAUACUAUCAGAACUUCUACCCGAUUGCAUUUCCACAUUCUAAAAGCCAUACAUUUUGCACCAUAGCUGUGGGCAAACCUGCUGGCCAUUGUUAGGCCUUUGGCCACCACCUUAAUAGCACACCAUGAUUCUCAGGAGUGCCAGUGGGCUUUUAGAGGGAGUUCAAAUGUUUUCCACUGAGCUGCCUUAGUCAGCAAUGACUGUGGCAUCUUCAGGGUCUAUUCACACAUACAGUAUCCUGCACAUUUUUGAUGCACAGGAUUUGAAGCUGCAGAUUUAAUGCUUUGUUUGGUCAUUUGGUUUACAUUAAACUCUGCAGCAUUAAAUUUGCAGCUUCAAAUAUGUGCAGGAUACUGUACGUGUUAAUACACCCUAAGGGUUUGGCACGACUUGACACCUGCCACACACGGGACAGGCACAGCUCCCAUACUACUACUAUAGAACAGCAUGGAACAGAAACGGACAACUCACUUCUGUUUAUUAUCGUGGUGCUGGAGGAGAGGUCUGGUGCCAUCUGCUGGUGAUUAGUUAUGUGCACAAUGAAACUAUACAGCAGUGGUCUCCAAUCUGCGGACCUCCAGAUGUUGCAAAACUACAACUCCCA